This is a messenger RNA of Neofelis nebulosa (Clouded leopard), 2067 nucleotides long. RefSeq lists its product as uncharacterized. Lineage: Eukaryota; Metazoa; Chordata; Mammalia; Carnivora; Felidae. The coding region runs from base 226 to 921 and encodes 231 amino acids. The record is from RefSeq and is a predicted model, not a curated record. The transcript is spliced from 2 exons.
UCCGGAGGAGGGCCACAGUGGGCGACUCACCUGGACACGGCUACCUCAGGGAUUCAAAAAUUCGCCCACUGUCUUCGACGAGGCACUACACGAGGACCUGGGUGAGUACAAAAGGGAGCACCCUGGUGCUACACGAGGACCUGGGUGAGUACAGCGAGGGACCCAGGACCUGCUGGCUACCCUGGGGGCCUUAGGGUACCGGGCAUCCACGAAGAAGGCUCAGAUAUGCAGCGAGAGGGUUUUGCUAAGAUCGCCAGGCCCCUAUAUGAAGCUACCAAAGAGGGGAAAACAUUGAAAUGGGCUGAAAAACAAGAAACUGCCUUUAAUCAGUUAAAAAAGGCCCUCCUAUGUGCCCCAGCCCUGGGCCUACCAGACAUUACGAAGCCCUUCCACCUCUUUGUAGACGAACAUCAGGGAAUAGCAAAAGGGGUUCUAACUCAAGCCUUAGGCCCCUGGAAUCACCUGGUGGCUUACCUGUCCAAGAAACUCGACCCAGUGGCUGCCGGCUGGCCGCCAUGCCUAAGAAUUAUUGCGGCGACAGCACUCCUAGUCAAGGACGCAGACAAACUGACCCUAGAACAGGAGAUCUGGAUCACGACCCCACACGCCAUUGAAGGGGUCCUGAAACAGCCUCCUGAUAGAUGGAUGAGCAACACACGUGUGACUCAUUACCAGAGCCUCCUACUCAACCCUCCACGAGCGCAGUUCCACCCCAGUGCAGCCCUCAAUCCUGCAACCCUGCUGCCCGACCCUGACCUAGGUGCUCCACUACAUGACUGUGCGGGAAUCCUGGAACGAGUACAUGGAUUCCGGACGGACCUGACCGACCGGCCCCUCCCCAAUGCCGAGGCUACUUGGUUCACUGAUGGCAGCAGCUUUGUGCGAGACAGACACAGAUUCACCAACAGGACACCAGAAUAGAGCAAGUUGUAUCUGCUUGCAAGACCUGCCAACUCACCAACGCGAGGGCCACAUCAAAUAAAAAAGGAACCAGGCUCAGAGGCACCAGACCGGGAGCCCAAUGGGAGGUCGACUUCACUGAAGUCAAACCAGGAAAUUACAGUUAUAAAUAUCUUUUCGUAUUUAUGGACACCUUCUCUGGCUGGGUGGAGGCAUACCCAACCAAGCAUGAAACGGCUCAGACGGUGGCUAAGAAGCUACUAGAAGACAUCUUACCCGGGUCUGGUUUUCCUGCCAUGGUAGGAUCAGACAACGGACCAGCUUUUAUCUCGCAGGUAACACAGGCAGUAGCCAAGGCGGUGGGGGCAAACUGGAAAUUACAUUGUGCUUAUAGGCCCCAGAGCUCAGGACAGGUAGAAAGAAUGAAUGGAACCCUAAAAGAGACCCUUACCAAAUUAACCAUGGAGACUGGUGGGGACUGGGUGACUCUCCUACCAUACGCCCUUUACCGGGUUAGGAACACUCCUUACACUGGGUUUUACUCCCUACGAGAUCAUAUUUAGCAGGCCACCCCCUAUUAUUCCCAAACUUUAGUUUAAAGAUCAAGAACUUUUUCUUUCCUUGAGAGGGCUCCAAAGGGCGCACGAGGACAUUUGGCCGCGCCUCCGUGCCAUCUACGAGGCUGGCCCAACCCGACACCUCAUCAGUACAGGCCAGGAGACUGGGUCUACAUUAAGAGGCACCACCGAGAGACCUCGAGCCGUGCUGGAAAGGACCCUACAUCGUGGUGCUGACAACCCCCACCACUCUCAAAGUAGAUGGCAUCGUGACCUGGGUCCAUCACACCCACGUUCGGCCAGUGGACCCCUCCUCGAUCCGGAAGGACUUUGUCACGCGAUGAGCCAUCAAUCGGGACCAACAGGACCCGCUCAAGCUCACCCACCAAAUAUUCGUAACUCUAUUAACUCUGCAUGUCAUUGCUCAUGCUGCCGGGAGUCCCCACGCCCCCAAAACAUCACCUGGCAGAUCAUAGACACCGGCUCGGGGACAGUACUUAAUCAGACCUCCCAGAGCCACCCCAGGGACACUUGGUUCCCAGAACUUUGCGUAACCUCCAAACUCUGUUGCCCUUGUCACCAUAAAUGCAGCCGGUCCCAUGAUUGGGUC